Molecule: messenger RNA, 2082 nt
Organism: Saxophila tyrrhenica
Lineage: Eukaryota; Fungi; Ascomycota; Dothideomycetes; Mycosphaerellales; Extremaceae
Gene: MSD1
Product: aspartate--tRNA ligase msd1
Exons: 1
Coding region: 1-2082 (693 amino acids)
Biological process (GO): aspartyl-tRNA aminoacylation
Cellular component (GO): cytoplasm
Molecular function (GO): aspartate-tRNA ligase activity; ATP binding
Source: RefSeq, a predicted model, not a curated record
AUGCCGUUGCGAGGUCGCCCUUUGAACGCGACUAUCAGACAAGCAUCAUGGAGCUACAGAUCUCUCCGACAGUCCAGUAAAGCUCCUUGCUGCACUGCCAUUGGACCUGGACUUCGAACAACGCAAUGGAGUCGCCAAUACCACACGAGCCCGCGGCUUCGUCAGCAACCCAGCCAUUCCAUCGAUAAUCCUGUACUCGAGGAUUUCAAGAAGACAUUGAGCUUCCCGCAAUCAACAUGCAGCUUACGGGACCUUGCGCAAAAGGGACAGGGGCUUGCAGACGAGCAGAUCGUUCUGCACGGCUACCUAGGGACCCGCAGAGAUGCUUCGAAGUCACUCACGUUCGCUGAACUUCACGAUGCCGGCCUGAAGCACACUGUCCAGCUUGUUUCGACUCCGGUCAAAGGCGUCGACGGGAGCGAUUCGCCACAUCAGAAGUUACGCUCUCUCGAAACGCACACGCCUGUAGCUGUUGAUGGUACAGUCGUGUCGCGGAAGGCCCCUACAGCGAGCAAUGCGACCGAAGGCUCAAGGAACAUCAUCACGAGCGUAGAGAUCAAGGUCGACAACUUGGUCCCGCUGAACGAAUUCCCGAAGGACAUCAUCAUGCUGCCCGACACCGUUUUUUCAUCCGAACAACGGCAUCUGCAGCUGCGCAACGACAACGGCCUUCGGGAUGCCCUGGCGUUCCGGAGCAAGGCCGCCAGAGUGAUACGAGAUGAGCUCUGUGGCAAGCAGGACUUCACCGAGAUCGAAACGCCGUUGCUCUUCAAGUCUACACCAGAAGGUGCUCGCGAGUUCCUGAUUCCUACUCGUGAUCCAGGGAUGGCGUAUGCUUUACCGCAGAGCCCACAGCAGUACAAGCAGAUACUGAUGGCGAGUGGCAUACCGCGCUAUAUGCAGAUUGCAAGAUGCUUUCGCGAUGAGGAUCUGCGGGCGGAUCGGCAGCCCGAGUUUACGCAAGUUGAUCUGGAGAUGGGCUUUGCAAGUGGUGAAGACGUUAUGGCCAUCGUCGAGUCGAGCAUCAGGCGGAUAUGGGCGGACUGUUUAGGCAUCGACGAUCUACCAGAGAAAUUCGCUCGCAUGACAUACGAGGAGGCAAUGGCAAAGUACGGGUCGGACAAGCCAGAUCUCAGAUUUGGAUCGCAUCUGCACAGGAUCGAGUACAUGCUCCCUGUUGAUUUGAUCAAGAAGAUCGGCCCGCUCGACGAUCCUGCUGUUGAGGUUAUGAAGCUUUCGUCCUUCGAAGAUCCACAGGAGACCAGGAGAUUCGUGUCGGCGUUCAUGGACUCGUCCGAAGCGCCGCCUUUCGUCCAAAAUCCGGAAGGCCAGCCCGGCAUCUUCGUGUACGAUGUGCGAAAGCCGCUAUCAGGUCUACAGCCCUUCGGCUUCGAAGCAGCGGAGCAAUUGGAAGAGAUGCUCGAGCUUGACAACGGCGACCUUGUGGUUCUCCAGGCCCGUAAGAACGUCCCGUUCUCUGGCGGCUCAACAUCAAUCGGCAAUCUUCGUCUGGCGAUGCAGAAGUUUGCAGAGAAGCAAGAAGUACUACCUCGACGAACCGGCUUCCACUUCACCUGGAUCACUGACUUCCCCCUGUUCUCACCGACCGACGAUGCAGAGCCCGGUCAAGGCGGCGCAGCUGGCAUUUCUUCCACGCAUCACCCAUUCACCGCUCCGAAGACACCCGAGGAUGUCGAUCUCCUGCUUACGGACCCUUUGGCCGUGAAAGCCGACCACUAUGACCUCGUUGUCAACGGUGUAGAGCUGGGCGGAGGCAGCCGGCGGAUCCACAACGCCAAAAUGCAAGAGCUUAUUAUGCGUGACAUCCUGAAGAUGAGCGAUGAGCGAAUGAAAGAUUUCGCUCACCUGAUCGAGGUGCUGCGGGCAGGCUGUCCACCGCACGCUGGCAUUGCUCUAGGCUUCGAUCGGCUCGUCGCGGUGAUGCUGGGUAAGGACAGUGUGAGGGAUGUUAUUGCGUUUCCAAAGAGCGGAAGAGGAGAAGAUCUGCUUGUGAAGAGUCCGACGAAGAUGACGGAGGAGCAGAUGCGAACAUAUCAUCUGAAGCUUCGCGAUGGGAAGUGA